AGUGCCAGAUGCUUCAGAGGGAAUGAACAGAACACGGCAAUUUAUCAAGUGAUACAUCCCGUCGUCCACUCCUAGCUUUGCAGAGUCCAGCAGCAAACAUGGACACUUUGCGUGGGGGAGUCAUGCUGGUCAGUCACUGCCUGGUGGGAGUUCCCAAGUGAUGCCUGCAGCUUGGUCAAUGUCCAGAGUAGCGGAUGGGUGUUAGUUUUCCCUAGCUGGGUGUGUCUCCAGCAAAGAGCAGCAGCCCAGAUGUAUUUAAAUAUUCACCAUGGCCGGUAAAUGAUUCCCAGGAAAAACCGAGCUGGUUUCUGUUCCCAGUGGUGUUCGCUUGUGGAUUGCAGCUGCAGAGCCGUGGCUGAGAUGUCUGAGGGACCUUCCAGGAUCUCAGGACCCAUCCCUCCCGACCCUACGCUGUUCCCGGACUAUUACAAACGCCCCCUGUCAGCUCGAGGGAGGCUGGAAGGGAAUGCCUUGAAGCUGGACUUCCUCUCGGGUCCUCUAGCCCCAGAUCCCAGCCUGUACCCCACCUGCUACAGUGCCCGCCUUGCCCAUCCUGCCCUGCGUAUCCGCCCCAAUGGUCAGGCCAUCCUGGAGAAGGGGCAGAAGGGGACGGUCGGGGUCUUGCUGAAGCUGGAGGGGAUCUCUCUCUACAGGGAGCCGCCCCUGAAAAGGAAAGAGGCCAAGGACCACGAGAAGGAGAAUGUGAGGCGGAUGAGGGAGAUCCAGAGGAAAUGCAAGGAGAAGGAGCUGGUGCGGGAGCACAGCCAGCCCAAACCCAUGAAGGCCUUGUGGAAAUCCCAGAAGUAUGAAAAUGUGGAGUCCAAGGUGAAGGCCAAGUUGCAGGAGAGCUCCCCCCCGCCCAACCCAGGGUCUCAGAAAUUCCUCCGGGCGUAUUCCCGCUGUGGCUCUGGGGUCCAGCCACACCGGUCGCUGUCGCCCAGCCCUGCCAAAACGAAAGUGAUGACCGACACCGAGGCUGCAGGAGCACAGCGCACUGAUGCCAAGAUCCAGGUAGAAGGCACCAGCGUCAACUUCGUAAGCCACAAUGCCCGUACUGCCAAGCAGGCCCCCAUGCGGCGCUCACGCUCGCUGCAGUCACUGGCCGAGGUGCUGGAGCAGAAGCGCCGGGAGCAGGAGGAGUACAACGCCAAGCAGAAGGGCCAUGUGCCCCAGUACCUGCUGGAGCGGAAGGAUCACUGGCGCAGGGAGAUGGAGGAACGGCAGCGGAACCUGCCCGACCCUGACAUGCCACCGGGUCACACCAUGAUGCCAGAGAGCGAGCGGCUGGAAACCCUGAACAACCUGCAGCAGAGCCAGGAGCAGCUGGUGAAGGACCUCGUGAUGCUGCCAGUGCGGGCUGACACCCUGAGCAUUCAGAAGAGGCGGGUGGAGCUGGAGAAGAAGCUGUCGCAGAUUGAUGAGGCUCUCAAAAUCUUCUCCCGGCCCAAGGUCUUCAUCAAGCUGGACUCCUGAGAAGGGGGGUGUUGUGCUGUGCGUGGAUCUGCCACCCUGCUGGGGGGCUCCCGGUCACUCCGCUCCGUGGGUUGGGGGUGGGUGGGAACCAAACUCAAUCUGCUUCCACUGGCUGCUGCAGCAGCUCCUGUGUUGGGGAUUCCCAGAGCCCAGCCCACUGCUGCCCAACCAAGCUGGCCCUAGGCAGAGGGCAGCUGGGCCCUUGUGGGUGACAAUAGCAAACAAACCCAAGGGGUGCUGCCAGGGGCCAUUAUCUUCAAGGGAGCGCCCCAGCCUCUGACCGGUGGGGGGCGCCUGAGGGCAGACUGGUCAAUGGCACCUUCUGUGCAGUGUUGCUUGGAAAGCAGCAGGCCUGGUGCUGCUCAGCUGCCUCUCUGCGUGGCUGGGCUUACUGGCCUCUUGCUUACAUGGUUUGUAGGGCAAAGCAGGCGCAGCCUCUGCCCAGCACCCCCUCUCUGGCCCGCCUUCCUCCCAAGCUGGAGCUGGGAGCCACAGGGGGCAUUCAAAGGGAGAUCCUUUAAGGCGGGAGAUCGGCAGCUCUAUGGCUUGGGAGAGUCUGAGCAUAACCCUGCAGCAUCCCAGCUCCCUUUGCUGCGGGCGUUGCGACACAGUUGGGCCUGACAGCCAGCACCCUGCCAGCCCAGGUUGGGCCUCUGCAUGGCGCUCCUCUGGCCUGGCCACCGCUCCCCUGCAGCCCUCUGCUGAAGGCCGUGUGCCUGGGACAGGGGGCAGCCCUGAGCCGCUGCUUGUCCCACCUGCUAGGGAUGCUUGGUGGGCCAAGACUAGCAAAGGGGCAGGGUAACCAGGCAUGGGGAUCCUGUCCCUGCUGGCAAGGAGCUGACGGGGGCGGGGGCGGGGGGAGCUUGGGAACCUUCUGGGGAUGUCGGACAGCUUUUAAAUAAAGGAGUUUGUAGGUAUUGUGUGCGACAGGUGUGUGAGAGAGGGAGGGCUGCCUUGUGCUGUGUUGGCAGGUGCGGAGGGUUCAGCCGGUAGAGGGUUGGGCAUUGGCAGGGCCCGGGGUGGGAAAUGCCAGGCUGGCGGGUGGGGGCAGUGCAUGGUUGGUUGGUGUGUGGGCAGCGGGAGCUGAGGGGGGAGCCUACAGGGUGCUGUGCUAGGAGGCAGGGCCUGAGUAGCCUGCACCUUUCAUGCUCCUUGGUGCUCCAGCCAUACGCACAUGUGGUGCCAGAUGCUGCUGUCCUCGAGCUGCACAAGUCAGCCAGGGAGCCGGCUUAGCUGGCCCUGGCCAGGGCGAGUCCCUUGGCUGGGUACAGCUUGUCCAGUAGCGCUGUGCUCCCCACCUGCCUGCUGCAUAGGGGGAGGCAGAGAUGCCUCCAGCUGUUCGCAGCCCGUCCCCACAGCUGAGGAUUUGGCCUCCUGUCUGGGACUGUCAGCGGUUGCUGCUGCUGCCUUGCAAUGGGCCAGGGAGGGAAGAAGAACCUCCGGGUGGCGGAGGAGCAGCUAAAAGCCUGUAAGUCUGGGGAAAGCCAGGCCAGGCCUUUGUGGGCUUGCACACUCUGUUGAAGCUAGACCGGUCUGCUGCUGGAGGCAGGCGGGAUGUGACAUGCAAGCCCUGGACCUCAGCACCCUAGCCGGGCUCCCAGCGAGGCUAGCUGGUAAAGAUGGGGAAGGCUUCAGGCAGUGCAGGAACCCCUGAGCUCCACUGGAGGCUGCAGGAGCUGGGUGUGAGAUGGAGACUUUCCCUUCCCAGUGGCAGAGUCCAGCCCCUCUCAGCCGUGGUGGUCGUUCCGUUCCCCUGCCCCACGGGUGACUCCCCAUUGCAGGCAGUGCUAAGCCACACAGCCCCCAGGGUGGCUUGGUGGGGGUGGUGCCACACAGUCAACGCAAAUCCCUUCCACAGCACCAAACUGUGCCCCACAGCUUAAUAAACUAGCCAGGCUCAGAGUGUGAGCGGUUCCUGCUGUGCGGGCAGAGCUGCCCAGCCUGCAGGGCAAGCAGCUCUGGGAUAGGAACAGGAUUGGAAUCUGCCCCCCUGGGUUUUUGUAGAUCUCCAAUCUUGUGCCGUGAGAAUGGGAACGGGCAGGGCUCUGUGCCGGCAGACAGCAAGUGUGUGUGUUGGGGGGAGAUGACUCCUAAAUGGAGAAUGUCGCUGCUGAGGCAUGUGGUGGAGGGGACUCUGUUACAGUUUUUGGCUGCUGGGGGCCUGCUGUUGUGGGGCUGGGGUGGUGGCUUCAGGAAAGGGAAAUGGCAGAAGAGCUAGUGCACUGUUUGCAGAAGCAGCAGCAAAACCACAGUUGUGUAAAGGAGCUGAAUGCAGAGGAGUUGUGACUGAUGUGGCCAACUCCCAGCCUGCUCUGAGUAGGUCCUACACUCGCUCCUCCCCACCUAGGCAAAUCAAACACCAGCUCAUGCUGUCCUGUGGUUGCCUUGUGCUGCUGGGGGAAAUGGACAGGGGAACACCCCCUGGCCCAGGAAUCUCACAGCUCUGCAUGUGUCGGGAGGAGAUUGCCGCAUGGAUGAGUGUUGGGCUCUCGAGACUGGAUUCCCCACAGUCCAUCAUUACCCCUGUGCAAGGGAAGCAUGACGUGCUGCCGCCUCAGGAUGGCAGCAUUUCCCCCUCUGGGCCCAGGGGCAGGCUGGGGGACAUCCACCCUGCUUCGUCUCUGUCUGAUGCUCAAAGGCUCUGCCCAAUACAUCAGCCAACUGGUGCUAAAUUUGGAAAAGGAGCAACUCCAACCGGGUAAUUGUGCAGUAUGGCCACAUUGUGCAUUAUUAGGCUUCUUUUUGUUCUUAAUAUGCCUUAAAAAACUCCUCCUUAUUGUCCUUAACUCUGCUGGCCAUGGAGUUCUCCUUGUGUCCCUUCGCUUCCCUUAUCAGUGUUCUACAAUUCCUAGUUUCUAACUUUAUAUUAAUUACUAGCAAGUUCCCCUGUCUUCCAUAGGUAUUUUUUAUAGCUGCCCUCAUUUGCCCUCUAAGCCAGGUUGAUUUGACUAAUAUGGCCUUUCCUCUCAAGUAUGGCUUUUUGGGCAUCUAGUAAAGUGUUCUUAAACAAUUUCCAAUUAUUAUUCACAUUGUUCUGAUUAAAUUCGUCCUCCCAGCUGA
Chelonoidis abingdonii (Abingdon island giant tortoise) is the source of this 4533-nucleotide messenger RNA. The record is from RefSeq and is a predicted model, not a curated record. NCBI's taxonomy places the organism in Eukaryota, Metazoa, Chordata, Testudines, Testudinidae.